AUGAGCUUACAAACUUAUGGGGUUACGCCACCUAUAUCUGUCGCAAAUCCUACACCAAAGGAGAAUAGCUUGAAUGAUUCUUUAAUUAGGGAACUAAAAGCGAAGGGUUCAUUUGAAAGUGAAGCGGCCACAAAGAAGCGUGUCGAGGUUCUUAAUACAUUGCAAAAGCUCACCGAAGAUUUUGUCUAUAAGGUGUCAUUAAACAAAAAUAUGAGUGAAGGUAUGGCAAAGGAUGCUGGUGGUAAGAUCUUCACAUAUGGAUCUUACAGGUUAGGGGUGUAUGGCCCUGGAUCUGAUAUCGAUACACUUGUGGUUGUUCCAAAACAUAUUUCAAGAAAUGAUUUUUUUGAAGUGUUCACCGAAAUCUUGAAGGAAAGACCUGAAUUGGAAGAAAUUGCGCCUGUACCUGAUGCAUUUGUGCCUAUUAUCAAAAUGGAGUUUGGGGGGAUAUCGAUUGAUCUAAAUUUUGCAAGACUUGAUAUACCUAGAGUUCCUAAAGACUUGACCUUAAAUGAUAAAAAUCUUUUACGUAAUAUUGACGAAAAAGAUCUUAGAGCAUUGAAUGGUACGCGAGUUACGGAUGAGAUCUUAACGUUAGUUCCUAAACCAACAGUCUUCAAGCAUGCACUAAGAUGUAUCAAAAUGUGGGCUCAGCAACGAGCAAUUUAUGCUAACGUCUUUGGAUUUCCUGGAGGUGUUGCGUGGGCCAUGUUAGUGGCAAGGAUUUGCCAGCUUUAUCCUAAUGCUGUGAGUGCUGUGAUCAUUGAAAAAUUUUUUCAUAUUUAUUCUCAGUGGAGUUGGCCGCAACCAGUGUUGUUAAAACAAAUCGAAGAUGGUCCGCUACAAGUAAGAGUGUGGAAUCCAAGACUUUAUCCGCACGAUAGACAACAUAGGAUGCCUGUAAUUACUCCAGCGUAUCCGUCGAUGUGUGCAACACAUAAUAUAACAAGCUCCACCCAGAAAAUUAUUUUGGAAGAAUUCAAAAGAGGAACAGACAUAAUGAAUCAGAUUAGCAUCAACAAGAAAACUUGGGGUGAUUUGUUGGAGAGACAUAAAUUUUUUUUCAAGUAUAAGUUCUAUCUUUGUAUAGUGGCAGCAUCAAAAGGUUCAUACGAAGAGCAUAUCAAAUGGAGCGGUAUGGUAGAGAGUAAACUAAGACUUCUAGUUCAGAAGUUGGAGAUUACAGAUAGUAUUGAAAUUGCUCAUCCUUACGUCAAAGCUUUUGAAAAUGAAUUUUUUGUUGAGAACGAUGCACAAGCAAGUGAGGCCAUUGCGAGCUAUGGUACUUUACAAGGAGAGGAGAUUACAAAGGACCUCCCAAAACCGGAAACUAAAGAAGAGAAGGAAGAUUUGAGUAAGCUGCAUAUAGAUGUUCAUGUUACGAAGUUGUACAUCGGCUUAGAUAUAGAUUUGCAUAAGGGCGGAGAAAAGAAGCUUGAUAUUCAGUAUCCUUGUUCUGAGUUUUUCAGCAUCUGCAAAGGCUGGCAAUCAUAUGACGAAAAGGUACAUAGUAUCCAGAUAAAACACGUAAGGUUAUAUGACCUUCCUAAUGACGUUUACGUGGAUGGAGAAGAGAGACCAGUUAAGACAUCAAAGAGGAAGAGACUUGAAGCAAAGAAUGAAACCAAGAAAAGACCUAAAAGUAUAGAAUCUGUCACAGCUGCAGCUAGUAGCUAA
This is a messenger RNA of Priceomyces carsonii, 1677 nucleotides long. RefSeq names its product polynucleotide adenylyltransferase (gene PAP1). Gene Ontology annotation, cellular component: nucleus. The coding region runs from base 1 to 1677 and encodes 558 amino acids. The transcript has a single exon. Gene Ontology annotation, molecular function: poly(A) RNA polymerase activity; RNA binding. NCBI's taxonomy places the organism in Eukaryota, Fungi, Ascomycota, Pichiomycetes, Serinales, Debaryomycetaceae. The record is from RefSeq and is a predicted model, not a curated record.